CCCGCGGCGCUAGCGGAGCCAAGAUGGCGGCCGAGCUGGAAUACGAGUCUGUGCUGUGUGUGAAGCCCGACGUCAGCGUCUACCGGAUUCCGCCGCGGGCCUCCAACCGCGGUUACAGGGCUUCUGACUGGAAGCUAGACCAACCUGAUUGGACUGGUCGUCUCCGAAUCACUUCAAAAGGGAAGAUUGCCUACAUCAAACUGGAAGAUAAAGUUUCAGGGGAGCUCUUCGCUCAGGCGCCAGUAGAGCAGUACCCUGGGAUUGCUGUGGAGACUGUGGCCGACUCCAGCCGCUACUUUGUGAUCAGGAUCCAGGAUGGCACCGGGCGCAGUGCGUUUAUUGGCAUCGGCUUCACGGACCGGGGAGAUGCCUUCGACUUUAAUGUCUCCCUGCAAGAUCACUUCAAGUGGGUAAAGCAGGAAACCGAGAUCUCCAAAGAAUCGCAGGAAAUGGAUAGUCGUCCCAAGUUGGAUUUAGGCUUCAAGGAAGGGCAAACCAUCAAGCUGAGUAUUGGGAACAUUACAGCCAAGAAGGGGGGUGCUUCUAAGCCCCGGGCCUCAGGAACGGGGGGCCUGAGCUUACUCCCACCUCCUCCUGGAGGCAAAGUCACUAUUCCCCCACCGUCCUCCUCCGUUGCCAUCAGCAACCACGUCACCCCACCACCCAUUCCAAAAUCUAACCAUGGAAGUAAUGAUUCAGAUAUCCUGUUAGAUUUGGAUUCUCCGGCUCCUGUCCCGACUUCAGCACCAGCUCCAGCUCCAGCUUCUACAAGCAAUGACUUGUGGGGAGACUUUAGCACUGCAUCCAGCUCUGUUCCAAACCAGGCUCCACAGCCAUCUAACUGGGUCCAGUUUUGAGUCGCAUUGGCAAGAAGUUGAGGACACUUGAAGAAUAAAAAUGACCUCAAGGGCACCAUUCUAUGAGGGAGUUGAGGGACGGCUUAAUUUCCCAGGACCCAAAUCAGUGGUCAGUCUUUCCUGUAGCUUCUCUGUGCAUUCAGGCUGGAUUUUUUUUUUUUUUUUUUUUUUGGUUACCUCUGUGUUACUUGCUGUAUAUCCAGGAGACAAUCUGCUGUUUCCUGCUCAGAACCAAGCAAGGGAAUAGUGGGUAUUAUCACACUGACUGACUUUGCA
Molecule: messenger RNA, 1133 nt
Organism: Rattus rattus (black rat)
Lineage: Eukaryota; Metazoa; Chordata; Mammalia; Rodentia; Muridae
Gene: Necap1
Product: NECAP endocytosis associated 1
Exons: 8
Coding region: 24-857 (277 amino acids)
Biological process (GO): endocytosis
Cellular component (GO): clathrin vesicle coat; membrane
Source: RefSeq, a predicted model, not a curated record